This is a messenger RNA of Gigantopelta aegis, 1637 nucleotides long. Its product is annotated as cystathionine gamma-lyase-like. The coding region runs from base 122 to 1303 and encodes 393 amino acids. The transcript has 12 exons. NCBI's taxonomy places the organism in Eukaryota, Metazoa, Mollusca, Gastropoda, Neomphalida, Peltospiridae. Gene Ontology annotation, cellular component: cytoplasm. Gene Ontology annotation, biological process: transsulfuration. Gene Ontology annotation, molecular function: pyridoxal phosphate binding; cystathionine gamma-lyase activity. The record is from RefSeq and is a predicted model, not a curated record.
CUCUCAGUGGCAGUAUUAUCAGUCUAGUUUCAACCUACUUCUACAGUGGACAAUUCAGUACACGACUAGUCAUUUCAAGUGGGUGUUAUUCGGUACUGUACUGUACAGUGAUCAGUUAAAAAUGGAUUCAGAGUGUGGUGAUGAAUUUCAUCAUUUCGCCACAGACGCAAUCCAUGCAGGGUAUAAACCAAGUGAUAGCCAGUCUAAGGCCGUCAUUCCUUCAAUCUGUCUGUCCACAGUGUUCAAGUUGGAUGAGCCGCAAACAGGGACGGAAUUCGUUUAUUCAAGAACUCAUAAUCCCAGUAGGAAAAUUUUGGAGCAAGCUUUAGCAGCGAUCGAAGGCGCCAAACAUGCUUUCUGCUUCGCCUCCGGUCUUGGGGCUGCAACAACCAUGACGUAUCUUCUACAAAGUGGAGACAACAUUGUGUGUGCGUCAAAUAUUUAUGGAGGUACCUUCUGUCUUUUGUCUGAAAUGCUGCCUAGAUUUGGCGUCCAAACAACGUUUGUGGACUUCACGAAGAUGGAGUCUCUGGUAGCAGCAUUGAAGGACAAAAAGCCAAAGAUGGUUUGGUUUGAAAUUGUUACGAAUCCUACACUACAUAUAAUAGACGCCAGAGCAGUCAUCAAAUCGACCAGGGAUAUUGUUCCGGAAGCGAUUAUUAUCGUGGAUAAUACAUUUCUGACACCAUAUUACAGUAAACCAUUGGACCUUGGUGCUGAUCUGGUUCUUCAUUCCUUAACAAAAUACAUCAAUGGGCAUAGUGAUGUUGUGAUGGGAAGUCUUGCUCUCAAUGACGAUUCCAUGGCGAAGAAGUUUAGACGUUUCCAAAACAAUCUCGGAAUAAUCCCGUCUCCCUUCGACUGCUAUCAGGUCAACCGUGGUUUGAAGACUCUACACAUUCGAAUGAAGCAACAUGACAAGAAUGCUUUAGUAGUGGCGGAGUUUUUAGAGAAACACCCGAAAAUAGAACGAGUUCUCUAUCCAGGACUGGAAUCUCACCCACAACACCACUUGGCCAGGACUUUGAUGAAGGGCUAUGGCGGAGUCAUCAGUUUUUACGUCAAAGGCGAUUACCAGCACACAAGGCGGUUUUUGAAAUCGCUUAAGGUGAUCACACUUGCAUUCAGUCUUGGGUCAUUUGAAAGUCUCGCAGAGUUUCCUGCUACCAUGACUCAUUCCACUAUGAGUCAAGAAGAAAGACUUAAAAUCGACAUCACAGACAACUUGGUCCGUCUGUCCGUCGGGCUGGAGAGUGCAGAAGACAUCAUAGCUGAUCUGGAUGAAGCACUAAAGACUAAAUGAAUUGUAAACAACACCAAUAGACUUGGAUGGAAAGUAAUGUUCAGACAGUAAUGUUCAGAUGCCAGUACAAAUCAAUUACAUCAUGCAAAUGCAAUAUCCCACUCUGGACGAGCAUCCAACUUUGAAAUAAAAUGACUCCGUGACAUUGUAUUGCACUCAUCCCAUAUAAAAUAGCAGUGAACUUAAUAUUCUAUUUAUUACCAAAGAACAGUGUGUGUAAACAUGCAAAAAUUUGAUGUAAAUAAAUAAGUAUGAUUUCCACUUUAAAACUCUGUGACAAGAACCAUAGCAAUAUUUGUGAAAGUAGAUCACUAUUUAUGAAUCUAAUUUUUUU